Nymphalis io (European peacock) is the source of this 3707-nucleotide messenger RNA. RefSeq names its product transcription factor cwo (gene cwo). Gene Ontology annotation, biological process: regulation of circadian rhythm; regulation of transcription by RNA polymerase II; anterior/posterior pattern specification. Gene Ontology annotation, molecular function: RNA polymerase II cis-regulatory region sequence-specific DNA binding; DNA-binding transcription factor activity, RNA polymerase II-specific; protein dimerization activity. The coding region runs from base 265 to 1557 and encodes 430 amino acids. The transcript is spliced from 10 exons. The record is from RefSeq and is a predicted model, not a curated record. NCBI's taxonomy places the organism in Eukaryota, Metazoa, Arthropoda, Insecta, Lepidoptera, Nymphalidae. Gene Ontology annotation, cellular component: nucleus.
UUUACGAUCAGAAUCAGAUCCACCGCGUACGUCUCACGGCGCUGACGUCUACAAAUUACGUACUAUAAAACAAAAACAACAACAAUCAUUUGAGUGUUUGAUUAAAAAUUAUUAUGGUUAGCAAGGAGCUCACCUAAAUAAAGUGUUUAUUGAUUAGUGUUGUGCCCAUUACGGGAACAAUGUGACAGAUAAUUAACGAAUAAUAUUCAGUGAAUAGUGUUAACAUAGUGAUAUAACACCUUAUUGUUGUGUUAGAAUUUGAAUAUGGAAUCACAUCAUUAUUGGGAAGAGAAUGGACAUGCCGUUAAGUACGACAAUUACAAUUCAAACGACGGUUUUGGUCGUGCUGGCGAGCUCAACUUCGCGGCUCCUUCGGAGGACGAGGCUGAGUAUCCUCCGGCAGUAUUUCUCAAGAAGGGGAAGGUCUCGAGGCAAGAUCCGAUGUCUCAUCGCAUCAUCGAGAAACGUCGUCGUGACCGAAUGAACAACUGUCUGGCUGACCUUUCACGCCUCAUACCUCCGGAAUACCUCAAAAAGGGCAGAGGCCGCGUCGAGAAGACCGAGAUCAUAGAAAUGGCUAUACGUCACCUCAAAUUCCUACAGGACCGCGUCAAUGCGGCGGAGCGACAGGCCGGUGACGACUACCGCGCCGGCUACCAGGAGGCGGUGGCGGAGGCCGUGAGGUUCCUCGUCGAGGUGCAGGGAUUCGGCCCCGGAGACGGCCUCUGCCUGCAGCUCGCGUCACAUCUACAAAGGCAUUGCGAGUUUGUUACUAAAGGCGAGCACACACGUGACAAGCCACGCUCGCACCCGGGGUCGUCGUCGGAGACUGCCAGCUCGUCCAGCAGCUCCCACGGGUUUGGAGUCAAGGUGAUUCAGCGGCCAGAGCUUCCGCCUUUUCCAGCGGAGACCUACGACCAUGAGCGACAAGAACCACCGUAUGCUAUGGAAUGUGAUAGAGUAUCGGUGUUGCCGGCGGCUGAGACGGACGCGCCGGAUGCGCCGCUCGACGGACGUCUCAAGAAAGAACCUGCGCUGCGCAAAGUGCGGAAACCCGAACAUACCGACGAUUACCUCCACUCCUAUAAAUUUAAGAAUUCCAUAGAAAGGCGAUUUUCGAGAUCGCAAGAUACCGAGACGGCGGAGGGCGCGGGGCGCGGCGCGGCGCACGGCAAGCUGUACUCGCACAAGCGGCGCCGGCAGGCCAAGCCCGCCGCGCCCGAGUCCACCUCCGCCUCCACCUCCGCCUCCGCCUCCACUGAGGACGCGCAGGACACUUCGCCGCAGGACACGUCGAGUGACUCCCCCCACCACCACCAGUACGACAAGCCGCCGCCUCCCACGCAAUACGUGCCAGUCUUUGCAUUAAAUUCGCUCGGCAAGUACUACGUGCCGCUGAGCGUGGAGUACGCGUGCGUGUCGCGCCAGCUGGGCGCGCUGGAGGGCGACGUGCGGCCGCUGGCGGCGCUGCACCCCGUCACCAUACACGUCAACUUCCAGCCGUGCCUCAACUACCACGUCAAGCGCGAGCCCGCCGACCCCUGGCGGCCCGCCUGAGUGCCCGCCUGAGUGCCCGCCUGAGUGCCCGCCUGAGUGCCCGCCUGAGGGCCCGCGGGCUACGACGUUAUUGCCAGUUCAUGACUUAAGUGUCGCCGUGACAUUUUUAGAACGAUACAUAAGUUUUAAUAACUCCAACUGAAAUUACAUGUUGUUGUUUUACUUUAAUUCCGUAUCGUUGAAAUUGGAACCGUAUAUUUAUUUUUGCGGUAGCCAUUUUCUCUGAAAUUACAUUUUUGUAGAGACUAAAAAUAUACGGUGUUGAUUUUGUAAUCGGUAGAAUAUAUUGCUAAUGAACGAUUUCAAUGACAGUUUUAAAUAUAAGGUGAAAUAUAGUCUAAAUAAGCAUUAUAUGUUGUUACAUACGAAUUUAUUAUAAGAACUAUUAAAGGUAAAAGAUAACAUUAAAAUAUUUUUAAACGUGUAAAUAUUUAAAUGUAUCUAUGUGUGUGAAUGUUAAAAUAAUUUGUAAAUAUUUUACUUUAAAAUAAAUAUGAAAUCUUUUUUAAUAGUAAUAGUGCAGAAAUGUUUAAAAGGCGACAGAAUUUUGAUGGCGAGUAAAAGUCAAAGUUUAUUGUAUUUGCCGUAGACUGUGAGAGUAUAUUUUAAAACUUAUUGUCGUACUCUUAUUAUUAAAAUAUGCCAUUUACAGGCAUAGAGAUUUUUAAUUUGAAGAAUUUAUUGUGUAAACACAAAAUUUUGAAAACCUACAAAAAGUUUAUGAGCAAAAAACUCUCAAGUAACCAAUAAAAAUAAAGGAUAUGACAAUAUCGAAAAAGACCUUUGUAGCAAUCCUUCGUGAUUCCUCAUAAGGAUUACAUUUAAUUUAAAUCAAACAUUCCCGAAUACUAAAAGGUAAAUAGAUAAAAAUAUGUUGCAAUCUUUAUUUUAUGCAUAUAGGUACCUGAGAAUGUUCCACUGCUGGGCUAAGGCCUCCUCUCCCUUUUUGAGAAGCUUAUUCCAACACGCUGCUCCAAUGCGGGUUGGUGGAAUACACAUGUGGCAGAAUUUGAGUAAAGUUAGACACGUGCAGGUUUCCUCACGAUGUUUUCCUUCACCAUAAAGCACGAGAUGUAUUAUAAUCACAAUUAAGCACAUGAAAAUUCAGUGGUGCUAGUCCGGGUUUGAAUCCGCUAUCAUUGGUUAAGAUUCACUCGUUCUUACCACUGGGACAUCUCGGCUAUAUUAUGCAUAUUAUUCAAAUAAAAUAUUUCAUUGUUCUUUGUUUAUUAUAUAUAAUUCAUCAAUCGAAAAUGAGUGCAUUGAAGAUAAUUCAGUUUCCCGGCUGUGAUACAUGUUUGUACCUAGUCAAGUGCUGGUGAUGCUUGACUAACUUAUUUUUGGAGAGUUAUUUUUAAUAUUAGAUUUUAUAUCAUAUUUUAGGAUUGAUGUCAGAUUUUUUAUAUGCAGUUAUAUUUUAUCACAGACUGUUUUAACAUAGCUAUAUUACAUCAAAUUUUGCUUUUUAUUUGUCUCGUAUGUAACAUGUUUUAUAAAAAUGUGUAAUAGUGAUAAUAGAAAGCUAUUAUGUAAUACAAAAAACUUAUCUUUUGUUAAUUAAAUUUCGCUCAUAUCAAAUUGUUUUCUUUUCAUGAGCAUUAUUAUACUAUUGUACAUGUCUGCGAAUACCUUAUAUUAGUGCCAAAAUACUAGAAUAAGUACAAAUACUUUGUUUAUGAUAGGCCUUACUGAUUAAGUAAGUAGAAAGGUAUUCGUAUUGUGAAUACUUAGUACUUAUUUUAUAUUGCAACUUGCAAAAAUAUUGUAAAUAGUUUAAAUGUAAUUGUGACUAUUUUUGAAAUCCAGUGAAUAUAAUACAGUCAAGUUAGAUCAACUACAAAAAUAAUUCGAUAUAAAUCUGUAAAACAUUUAGUUUUAUAAUAAAUAUCAACCGAUCCCAUGAGUUUUAAAUAAUGGACUGAAUACGUAAAACUAAUUGUAACAUUGUAAAUAUUCUGCGGCUUUAAAAGUCGAGGUCAUUUUACAGAUAAGCUCAUAAAUGUAAAUACCUAAUGCGCUUAUAUUAUUAGUAGUAUGUCAUUCCGUUACAAUGAAAACAAAAUUGUACAUAUGUUAGAAUAAACUAAAACUUUUAUUGUUAAAUUUUAUAAAUACGGAUAUUUAAGAAUAAAAUUUUAAUUAUAUUAUAA